GACAAGGUCAGAUGAAGAGAGAGAUAUAGCGAAACGGUGACGAAAGCACAAUGGCGGAGUCGUUGUUGAGUGGUUCACAGUCUUCUCUUCUCCUACAAACUGCCAGAUUCGGGUCCCAAAACAGGUCUUACCCGACUCGAGUAGUAUCACUUCAUCUGCAGCGGUCUUUGAGCAAUAGCAACACUUGUGGUGGAGUAACGGUUUCCUCUUCUAACAAUCUGAAACGGCGUCGUUUCAGCGGGAUCGGCUUUGUCUCUUCCGAUUCAGAAGCAUCCACCGUAAUAACUGAUUCCGUCAACGACGCAGCUGAAGGAGCUGAUAUCAAGCCCGACGUCGGUGGUGGAGGCGACGGUUUUCGCGACGUCGGCGGUAAUAGCGGCGGAGGAGGAGGUGGAAGUGGUGGAGACAGUAGUAAGAACGAGGGCGAGGGAGGAUCGUCUGAAGAGAGUCCGAAGAAGAUGGCCUUGUCGAUGUCGCAGAAAUUGACUCUUGGAUUCGCUGCGCUCGUGGGAGUUGGUGGUGUUAUGGGAUACAUGAAGAGUGGCAGCCAGAAGUCACUGCUGGCGGGAGGACUGUCCUCGGGGCUUCUGUACUAUGUAUACACUCAGCUUCCAAGUAAUCCAGUUUUCGCGUCGUCGCUUGGACUUGGAGUGUCUGCAGCACUUUUGGGAGUGAUGGGUUCUCGUUUCAGGAGGUCAGGAAAGAUAUUUCCAGCUGGGGUUGUAUCUCUCGUGUCCCUGGUGAUGACCGGUGGCUAUCUGCAUGGUAUCCUGCGUAGUGCUCACUGAAACGAGUUUUUUCUUUUUCUUUCUCCAAGCAUCUGGUCUUCUAACUGGAUUUACCACCUCACCUUCUUGCAUGUGGGGAAUAACCGUAACGGUUUGUAGAAAUGUCUUUGUGUGGAACUUGUGAGCUGGAACCUUUUGUAUCGAUAUGCUGUGUCUGUUGGUGUAUUUUUGUCUUUGAAACACAACGCUUUUGUUAUAUCAAAUUUUAAGCAGUUAUCAGGCAUCAU
Messenger RNA from Tripterygium wilfordii, 1015 nucleotides. Its product is annotated as protein FATTY ACID EXPORT 2, chloroplastic. The record is from RefSeq and is a predicted model, not a curated record. Lineage: Eukaryota; Viridiplantae; Streptophyta; Magnoliopsida; Celastrales; Celastraceae. Gene Ontology annotation, cellular component: membrane. The transcript has 3 exons. The coding region runs from base 51 to 788 and encodes 245 amino acids.